Molecule: messenger RNA, 1941 nt
Organism: Colletotrichum spaethianum
Lineage: Eukaryota; Fungi; Ascomycota; Sordariomycetes; Glomerellales; Glomerellaceae
Exons: 2
Coding region: 1-1941 (646 amino acids)
Source: RefSeq, a predicted model, not a curated record
AUGGCGCAACCGCAGCCUCAGAUGCCGCAGAGGGCGUUUUCGCCUCCUCAGCCUUCCCCCUCUCCCGCCGCGACGCAAGCCGGUUUUGCGCUUCCUCCUAAUAAACGACCGCGACUAUCUCCUGGCGCAACCCCGCAACCUGAAUCCCCUUACUCUACUUCACCUUACGCGGCAAGUCCGGGCGCUCCCGUGACGCCUUCCACAGCUGCGACGUCUGCCGGGUCUCCCAUCUACCCCAGCGCGGCGCAACAGCAACAGCACCAACAGCAGCAGCAGCCGUCGCAGCAACCCCAACAACCUGCGACACCAGGUUAUGCGACACCAUACGCCAACGGCACCACUACACCAGCUCUUGCCUUACCGGAUACGCGACCGACAACUCCGCAAGUGUCUACCCCUCAACCGCCGGCGCCCCCUACCCUUCCGCAAUACACCACCGCGACUUUGGCACUUGGUACCAAUACGCCAGGCACGCCUGUCAUGCAGCAACCGUCAACCCCCGGAACUAUGGGCCCGCCCUCGAGACCUCCCGACCGACCGCAGAAGGAGUACGAAUACGACGUGACGGAUUCGUUGGCUGGAACUGGCAUCGACUUGCGCGCCGAAGAGCAGUUCUUAUCCGAACUCUAUGUGCCUGAAUCUAGAACUGGUUACCCUCCUUAUCCCCCCGGCAAUAAGGGAAGCUUCUAUGGCGCUGGUCCAGCGAAUCAGCCUGCUCAGCCGGCUGGCACCGACGCUCAGAAUCAACUGGUGGCACAGGCGGCGGAGAAAGCAUGGCAGGAGUCCGCGAAGCGUUUGGCUCAGACUAGGACUAUGGAGCUUAACAACGCGUUCCUGCAAGUUCCUGUUGUGUUCCGGAAGGCGGAGAAGUUUGCCAAGGACCAGGGUCUGUCGCUCAACCUGGAGAUCAAGAACAGCAACCAGCCGAUGGGUCGGAUGCGUCUACCUGAGGAGUUCCCGGCGCCCAGCGUGACAGUCAGCACCAAGAACGGACCCGACUCUACCGUGGUGACGACUUCGGGAACAUGGAUCCCUCAGGAGGCUUUCUUGGUUGACCAGUUGGCUCUGCUUUCCCUCGCCACCAAACAGCGACUCAGGACCCUCAUGGAGGACUCGAAUCGGAUUGCUCAGAUUCGGCAGACAUCGUCACAUGGAGAGAUUCCCGAGGAGUGGCAGACAGCUGCAGCACCGCUGAAAAAUUCCCUGGAGACCCAGGGAGAGGACGCGACGCAGCAAACGGCGACUGAAGACGGCGCCAGUCCCCGCCCAAGCGCUCAGAAACGCCCUCUUGAAGAUGCUACCUCCAGCCAACCCAGCAAGGUGCAAAAAGUCUCUGCCACGAACACUAUGAGCCACACGGUUAGAGAAGUGGGCAAGGCUGAGCGAGACUGGGAAGAGAGACGGUUGCGGAAGCGCAAUGCUCGCAAAGACGGGACCACCGAAGCCGUAUCAACGCCAUCCCGCGCCGGCUCGGUUGCGCCUGGCACCCCCGGUGGUUCGGCCCCAGAUUCGGAGAAGUCCAUCUCGAAGAAGGAGCAGAAGAAACUCGAUGCUGUCAAGAAGGCAGAGGCUAGCAGCCACGCGAACCAGAAUAUCACAAGUAGCAUGUUCGUUGGCAUGCCCAAGACGGGGUCACUUUUUGGAAAGAAGAAAGGCGGCAAAUCAUACUCGUGGAUGACGGGCGGUGCUAGCGGUGCAAGCACGCCAAGAAUGGGCACGCCCGGGAAGCCAGGCGGCGCAGCCGCUUCGGGUCCCCCACCACCGGCGAACCACGCUCUGACAGUUGAGGGGCGAGCUCGGCUCGGCAACUGGCGUGAAGACAAGGAAAAGGGCAAGAACAUCCAACUGCGAGACUGGGUGGCGGCCCUGGAGGGUGACGAGAUUGAAUUGCGGGCGAUGCAGGCGGCAUACGACAAGCUGGACACGUCGGACCCCAAGUAG